UGCAUUUGGGAAGGAAUGUCUCGUGCACCUUCCUUCGUAAGCUGUUCAUCACAUAGAUAUGAAAGUGAAAAGCCGACCACUCAAUCUACUUCUUCACAUGCCAACAGCAGAAAUGGCACAGUUGCACAAACCCUAGAGUCUACAACAGAAGAAACCAAUGAUGCUUUGGAGAAUACCACUGCUACUGUCCCUUGUGGAUUAUGCAGUGGUAGAUCAGUUUUCUAUUGGCACCCACUAAACCUUGCACUAUGUAAGGUUUGCGAUAAGAAUAAUUUAUUAAAGUGUAAAAACAAAGGUAUCGUUCUUUCUACUGUAGAAAGAUAUAACAUUGACGAUAUUGUUUGUCAAAACUGUCUGGAUGAAGUGGGCUCAGUUAUUUGUCGUGAAUGCCACUGGGCGCCAUAUUGUAAUUCUUGUGACCCUAUCGUCCACAAAGCUCGUUCAAAAUCUUCACACUCACGAAAAGCUCUAAGCUCAUUGCUAACAGUUGAAGGGAAAUGGCCGAAAGCCUUGUUACCAAAGUGGAUAGAAGAGAACUCUCCAUUAGAAUGUAGCAAAACUGCUUCAGAGCUGAGCACAACUUCGUCUAUUUCUGUAACAAAUGUCAAUAAUUGCGGCCAACAAGAGAAGCUAGUAUCGACAGAAAAUUCUGAAACGAUUGCAAACAGUGUCAGAAAGGAAAGUUCCAAAAAAGAGACUCAUUCUAACUUUUCAGACUAUAAAGUUUUGCAGAGUCCUAAAACGAAGACAACAGGCAGAAUAAGACAGUUAAUUGGUGUGGUUGAAGAUUCUGUGGACGUUAGUGUUGUGGAGAAGAUCCUUGUCAAUAAAUCAACAGUGAAAGAACUGUGCAACACUUUCUCUGAUUGUUCAACAAGCGACAUUGGAGAUUUCAUAGACUUCUCGCUACUGAAGAAAACUUUAGUAUCAACUCUGGGAGUAUUUGGCUCACGUCGUGGAAUAGUUGAAUUUUUGUACAGUUGCUCCAUUCUUUCUUCUACUGACUAUCAAAGUUUCUUGAAUGGAGAAGAAAUGUGGCUUUCAAAAGGUAUCUACGUCGUCAUCAGAAAACAAAGUCCGUUAGUUCUCUUUGUCUGGCUUCCCUACACUUCUUUUUUAUCUCCUUCUAUGAAAGACAUCAGCUGUAACUUCAUUCGAUAUUUGCAAGAACUAUGUAGUCAGAUUAUAUGUGUGAAUAGUAAGGAAGAGUGGGAAACCUUCGCAAGCACUCAAUUGAGAGAUGAAACAGACGAAAUCGAAAGAGAAAUUUAUGGUUCUGUCGAGUUACAAUCUGAGAAGCAUGAAAAGCUCCGGUUUGGUUCUUCACAUUCUGUUUGUCUUCCUGAUGACUGUGACUCAAAUCGAUGUUUUAUGAGUAGUGGUAUUUUUCGUCAUGCCUUGUUAGUGGAGCACGAGACUUGUGUCGAGAAAGAGAUUGUUAGUCGAACUGAGCGAUUUACUCUACCUAAAUUCCAUGGAUUUAUAUCCGACAAACUGAAGUCAAGAAAAGUAAUCUUCAAUCUUUCUAAUGAAGAGUUUCUUACUUUAUUAAAAUACGGCCAUGAGUCAAGUUAUGCACGAUAUCAAACUCUUUGCCAAACUUUGAAUGAGUGUCAGAAAGAGCUGCAGAAGGAGCUUUCCAAGGUACCAAGUAAGAUUACUGAAGAGCGUGAUAUGUGGGUCGAGAGAGCGAAGAAUGCCAUGGUUCUCUUCUUAAACGAAAAUUUUCCAAUCGAAGAGCGAUUAGUACGCACAAAUGCUACUGAUGAGAAUGCCUAUUGUGUUAUGUGCAACAUUUGUGUUUCAGUUCAUAAUGGAAGAAUGUUGUCAUGUUCGAAAGGAUGGCAUGUUUUUUGUUUAGACGAUUUUCAGACUUUAGAAAUCAAAGAAGAUAUAUCAGCCUCCUUUAUCAUAUGCAGCUAUUGUGGUGAAGAACAUCGACUGCCCAGUAAUAACUUUCUCAACGAUGACAGGUUCUUACUUGGUGUUAACUUGAAACAUAUGCAGACGUCACCACAAGAAAAGGAAGAAAUGAGUGAGAGUAAUCAGGCAGAGUUGAAACUUGUCAAUGAUUAUAUCUCUUUGGAAGAGUUUUCACCGAAAUUGGUUGUUCAAGAUCUUCGUGAACGUUACUGCCUAGGAAGAGUCUUUAUUCUAAAGAGAUGGGGUCCAGCAGUGUAUAUUUCUCGGGGAAAUUUUGGAGAGCAGAAAAAGUUGAUUAUCCGUGUGAUGACGACAAAAACUUUGAAAGAAUGGUAUUCACUGCAUUCUAAUCCCGAAGAAUUAAAAACUUUGGUCGGUGAAGCUUUGCGAAAAUUUGAGUGUAGUCUUGCGCAAGGGAAGCCUUUCUCAAAUGAUGGAGAUGUUCAGGAAAUUGUGAAGAAGACUUACGGCAGAGAAAGACACAAUUGCAUUUUAAAGGUUCAAAGAGCAAUUUUGGCAGCAAUACCAAGCUAUGAAAGUUUGGUAUCCCAACGUUCAGAAGAGCUACGUGCCAAGUAUCGAGAAAGAUAUCGGACUCAGACAGGAAGCUUUCUAGAUGAUCGCAAGUAUGAAAUGACUAAAGAUUCUUGUGGUGACAUGAAAUUAAUUAUAAAAGGCUGUGCAUUUAUAGAAGCUGCUCAUGGCAUAGAAUCGCAUGCAGAAGAUUCUUCUGAAAAACGAUUAUCCUUGACAAGUUAUCACAAUUCCUCAUUUUCUUUAGAUUCCACAAAUAACUCUUUUGAAAUGAGUCGACCUUUUUCUAUGCCUAAUGGAGAAAUAGUUUUGACUUAUGAAGAAGAAUGCAUCUCAAGACCAAAGACGGUUAUUGAUGUUAUAGAAAUCCAGGUCCUAAACAAAGACCUCCAGAGAGCAGAGGCUGAUCAAAAAGCUCCUUUAAAACCUUGUUUCUCACCCCAUCGAGGACAUUUGUUGAUCGACUCUAAAGCUCAGGAACUGAAACACUUUACAAUUGUUUCAGGAAAUGUAUUCAUCAGCCUCAUCUUUGAUAAAGGUGAUGGGUAUACCCGACUUUUUGUCGAUAGAAACAAAUCUUUGUUGGGCAAAAAUCGACUGAAGACUUUUAAAAGCCGUAUUGAUUUGUUUGCUUUGGAUGAAUUUAGUCGUUUUGUUGCUCUAUAUGAUUCAGAACGUGCCAGAGUAGAUAUUUAUCGCUUUGAUGAGUCUUGGCAGCGGUUAGAAAAGACCAGCACAGAAAUUCAUUUAGAUCAGGUCUUUCAUGACGUUUCUGUAUGCCACAUGUUCUUUUUAACUUCAAAGUCUUAUCUCAUUUUCAUCGAUGAAGAAGGAAAGAUGCGUUCUUACGAAUUUUCAACCAAAAUGUUUAGGCCACGAACCAUAAAUACGAAGAAUGUUGAAGGCGUUCUUUCUGCACCGGAUGGCUCAUGUUUCAUGCUACUAAAGAAGCGUUCUUUUGAUUUGAAUUCUUCGUUCUCGUCUACUUCUAGUUCAGUCGUUUCCUCAAGGAAUAUUGAAGACGAGACAGCGUCCAUUUACUCACCAGACAAGGAAAACGACAGUGAUUGGAUGAACGGUUGCGAUAACAUAAGCUUCUUAGAAGCUGAAAUAUAUAUCGGUGGAGGCAUGCAAUAUUUUGGUUUGGUGAAACUUCCGAAGGAUUUUUCAGAAGAAAACAUUGACUCUCUCAGGUUUAGCUUUCUAUCUUCACAGUUGAUAUUGUAUUAUUUGGAUAGGAAUAACAAUUGUUUGAAAACUUCUCAGGUACAUCUUUCAAUGGACAACAGCCUUGCCGAAAUUGUGACCAACAUGAACAACUUAAGCAGCUCGGAAAGGCGUCUUAUUUCAUUCGAAGUUUCAGUUAUCUCCUACUUGGAAUAUAUAUUUUUAUCUAUGGACAAAUUCUGUAUUUCACCAGUACUUGAAAACGUUGAACAGAAAAAGGUUGACAUUUUAGUUUUGCUCAACUCCACGUGGUUCGAAUAUCAAAGCUUAGAGAAUCUGACGCAGAAAUUUCAUGCUUAUGUUGAAACCAAAAUGGAAAAAUUUGUUGAGCAAACUCGAAAAGUCAAAGAUGUCAAGGAAAUUCCCAUCCGUAUUCGUACAUAUUCAUACUCUGAGUUGCCCCACCUGUUUAACUCGAUAACAAAUAAUUUUACUUCCAUGUUAAGUAAGUGGGUCCAAGAUGUUAUUUGUCUGGUUCCUAUUCAGAUAGCAAGAGCUGAAGCAAACAGUUUUCGUCCUUUAAUAGAUGGACUUCGAGGAGAUUUUGAAAUUGAAAGACAAGAAAUUCUCCAUUUUGCGAACUCCAUCAAUUUUGGAAUGUAUGAUUGCAUUUUAUAUUCUUGGCAAGGUCCUACAAAAGUACUUAGCUCUAUGGGUAAACAGAGCACAGGAAAGAGCUAUAUGUUGAAUCAUUUAACUGGAUCUUUAUUUGAUAUUGCUGGUGGACGUUGCACUGACGGAGUUUGGAUGACUAUGCGCAUCGCAGAAGAUUGCUUAUACGUAAUUUUAGACUUUGAAGGUUUGGGUUCGUUUGAAAGGAGUGAACAAGAAGACAUGUUGCUUUCUGUGUUUCAAGCCGCUAUCAGCAACCUUACUUUAUACAAAACUGAUUUGCGUUUUGAUAGAGAUACUCAAGCUACAUUUUCACGCUUUCAAAGUGGUGUGUCUCUCAUUCGUGGUGAUCCCAGUCUCUUUCGAGGAAGGUUUUAUAUCGUGAUGAAAGAUGUCGAGUCUCGUGACGUAAAUGACUUGCAACGAGAGUUUUUGUCAAAGUUGAGAAUUGUUUGCCGAAAUAACGGUGACGAUAAUUUCCUAACAAAGAUGUAUCAAGGACAGUUUGCAAUGGCAGCAUUCCCUACGUUAGGAACCAGAAAAUAUUAUGAGCAACUCAAUAAGAUAUAUGAAGCGUUGAAAAAGCAGCCUUCUUCUUUUCAAAGCGGCAAAAUGUUUCGUCGACAUUUGCAGUUGCUUAUGUCAAAGCUUUGUACUAAGGACUGGACACCAUUGAAUCGGGAUCAGGCACUUAUUCGUAUAUCAGAAUUACGAAACUGCCAGUCUAAUGUUUUGAAUUGGGGAAAAAUGAAUGACAAUAGCGGCAUUCAUGAACUUGAAAGCCUAUCGAAUUUGGAUACUGGAUAUCUUAUUGCUGAUGAAAAUUUACUCGUUGAUGGAAAAGAAAUUUCUUCUCUUAAAUUACCUGAUGAAGAGUUACAGUUGGACAGUGAUUGCAAGAGUUUUGUGGAAUUGUGCCUUCCCCUUGUAAACAUAUUCGAAAAAUGCUUUCACAACAGAUACCCGGUGCGAAACAAACUGUGGCGGAAAGUUCUUCAAGAAUUUCUUUGUAAAGUUGUUGAGAGAAGAAUACAUCGAAUAGACGUUUGGUUGAACAGUAAUUUAGAGGGUUACAACAUGAACGAUGGUGACGUUAUGCUGUUGCGUCACGAAUAUUAUGAUUCGUAUGCAAAGUUACGACGACAGUGGAAUCUCUGCAGUUUUCGAUGUUCAAGAUGCUAUCUGGAUUGUUUAAAUAGUCGAAACCAUUUGGGUGAGCACAACUGUCUCACUUCCCAUCGUUGCGAAUCAUAUUGCGACUUUUGUAAACAGAGUAAAAUGGAGACACAAUUAUGUGGCGAUGUAGCUGGACAUGGAGGAUAUCAUGAUUGCAAAAUCAAAAACCAUACUUGUGGAGUCGAAUGUAGUUUAAGUCAUUUAGAAGGAUGUAAUUUUUCAUGUUCAUUACCUUUCGGUCAUUCAUGUCCUCAUCGAUGUAAUGCAGAAUAUCACUUAUGUGGCUUUCCUUGCGACUUGCAUUCUUGUACUAAUCGUUGUGUGCAUCCGUUUGAGUCAGAACAUUCUCGACAUGAGUGUCACGAGUCUUGGUGUCCUUAUACUUGUUGCAUUCCUGGUUGUAAUAAACCUUGUGCAGAAACUGAAAAUCAUUUUCAUGACUCGUUUGCCAACUUUGUGGAGCAUUUCUGUGGUGCAGAACAUCCUUGCAGUGGUACAUGCAGUCGAAACGGCAUCUGUCAAAUUGUUUCCGAAUUACGUCCGAAUCGAAGAAUAUUUCGUGGCGCUUUGGAUGAAUUUGAAUAUGUGUUUGUAACGGAACAAAAUGGUUUGAAGAAGAAAUGUGGACGCUUUAUUCCUCCUUUCAGAAAGACCCACGAAGGGCAUUGUGAUUGUGGUAGCGAAAGUGAGCACUUUUGUGAUAUUCGUUGUCCAAGCUGUGGAUAUUUUUGUAUUCGCUCUUUUGGACACCCUGAAGAGUUGCAUCAUACUAUCCAUGGAAAUAUGAGAGCAUGUCAUUUUGUUUCAGACGAAUUAACUGAAGCAGUGGAAGUUGGUUCCAGACGGUAUAAACGCGGUGAAAGUGGUGAAGCUGAAAUGUGCAAUAUGUACUGCAAAGCUUUGGGACGCGGUCAUAUUCAUCUGAUGUAUUGUAACGCCUUAGAUGCAUUCAAAUGUACGAAUAGUCAAAAGGAAGGAAUCAGACAUCAGACAGUUGCCUAUGGACCGGAUUUCAAUGUGCCUAAGGAUGAGCUUACCCACGAAUGCUAUUGGAGAACUAUUGGCUUUGUAGAUCCUGCAACCAGUGAAGAAAGAGAGAUAUUUGCUCUUUGUCCAGUGAAAUGUGGCCACCUUAGCCAUCAAACAGAAUUAGAGUCACCAGUCCGCUCUGAUAUCGUAUCGAGUAGAGAAUCGUCCUAUUGCAAUCUUCCUCUUUGGCACAUGCCUUUAGAUCCCAAAGGCCCUGUACCUAACAAUCAAGGCUAUAUUAGCAGUAAUGGUCAUUACUUUCAUUGCAGUCAUUCUUCUUCGUAUCGAACAAUUUUCCUGCUGGACAGAGGAGCUUCCAUGGCAACCAAGGACUGCUCUCCAACUCUCCCAAUAAUAAGAAGCUUAAGAGUCACACAUAGAAACCGUCUAGGAUGUGCCGUUGAAGCUAUAUUCCGCUUUAUUAUGAAACGUUUAGGAAAUGGUGCUGUAGAAGACAGAGUGGAUGUGAUAGCUUUCAAGGAAAGGGCAAAUAUAUGUGUAUAUGAAGAGCCGUUAUCUGAAAGAUUAAUUAUGAAAAUGGUAAGAAUGGCUCCUUCCGGAGUUGCCAUGUUGGAAUCGGGACUCGAGGCUGCAUUUUCUAUGAUUCAAGAACAAAGAACUCCCAAACUCAUUCCUAUGUUGCUUCUUGUCACUGAUGGAAAUGUGGAAGUAUCACCCAUAGCCUUUCGUAUUUUAGAGAAUAUGCUAUCUAUGGACAAAAGAAUAACAUUUCACGUCGUGAAAUUUGGGAAUGGAAAGAUCUCUUAUGAUUUGCAACAGCUAUGUGAAAGAGGACACGGUCAGCUAUUAUCUUCACUGGACGAAGUUGCUCUCAUGGAACAGUUGGAUUCUGUGACAGAGAAGAUGCAGUAUCAAGAAGGAGGGCUUGUUUUCGACUCCUUGACUUUGGAUUGAGCCAUUUUCGUGGUUGUUGCUUUGUUAAUUUUAUCCACUAUUAUGGAUUGGGGUUAAUAAAAUUCUAUUUUGGGAA
Molecule: messenger RNA, 7492 nt
Organism: Galdieria sulphuraria
Lineage: Eukaryota; Rhodophyta; Bangiophyceae; Galdieriales; Galdieriaceae
Exons: 3
Coding region: 16-7416 (2466 amino acids)
Source: RefSeq, a predicted model, not a curated record